UAAUAAGUCUAUGACUCCCAUGCACUCACUUAAGCUUACGUAACGAGAACGCAUUCAUCAUCACCUCUCAUUUUCACGUCUCCUCUUCAACUUUUCAACUCUUUUAAUCUCAAGUCUCCAUAUAUACAAAACUCUCCUUUUGUUAAUUUCUCUCUUUGAUCAUUUACAAAGAAAAACAACUCGCCGAUCACAACAUGCCGGGAAAUUCUCACCGCCGGGGAUCCGUCGUCAUAUUCACGGUGAUGAUGAUCACGUUGCUGACGUGUCCAACACUCAUCAAAGCUUCAUCAUCAUCAUCCUCAGAUGCUUCUUUAGAAGCAAGAAAGCUAGAUGAGGUCGAUCCCAUCAAGUGUUCUCCAAGCUGCAUCCAAAACCCUCCGCCGCCGUCUCCUCCACCACCGUCUCCGCCACCACCUGCGUGUCCUCCUCCGCCGGCUCUUCCACCUCCGCCGAAGAAAGUCAGUCCUAACUGCCCGCCUCCACCGCCGGCUAAUUUUUUGUACAUCACGGGUCCGCCAGGAAAUCUUUACCCCGUCGAUGAGCAGUUCGGAGCAGCCGCCGGAAAAAGCUUUACGGUGGUGAAGCUCUCAGGUUUGAUCGCGCUUGGAAUUAUGGGGUUCUUGAUUCUUUGAAAUUAACAUGAUCGGAGAAGAAAUAUUUGAAGAUCUACGGUUGGUAUGUUGUUGUCACAUACUUUUUUAAUUAGUUGUUUAAAGAACGUUAUUGAUCGUUGGUUAAUAAUUUUUACUAGCUAGGAUCAUAUAUGUUUCAUCAUAUUUUUCCUAUAUCCGAAUUUUCUAAUGGUUUUUUUAAACCAAAAUAAUAAGGUACGUAGACCAAAAAUGAUGUUCAGGGAAAUAUGUAAAGUCUAGAAAUUUAUUCUCUUUAUGGGAUAUGUUCUCUGUUCAACUUGCCAUUGAUGAAUUGAUUCUCGAAAGUAAAAAGUUUUCUUUGUGCGGAAUAAUUUGUAUAGAAAAGCAAAUUGUUCUUAAUAAAUUGUAAAGAUAGUAUUUUUUCCGAAAGGGAGAUAAAAGAAUAUAAAGUUAAAAAGGCUAA
Molecule: messenger RNA, 1056 nt
Organism: Camelina sativa (false flax)
Lineage: Eukaryota; Viridiplantae; Streptophyta; Magnoliopsida; Brassicales; Brassicaceae
Source: RefSeq, a predicted model, not a curated record